UUUUAGCAAAUUCAGGGGCUGUUUCGGUUCUCCAUCCCCGCUUUUGCCGUUGCCCGGUGCUCGUUCUCCGACCCGAGACGGCACACUCUCACUCCUCUUCUCCAACCAGCAAGUUUCCCAGCUUCAUCAGUAACUGAGACAGAGGAGAGAGAGAGAGAGAGGCGGAGAGAGAGAGAAGAGACACAUUCCCACACAAACACCGUAUGUUAAAAACCCUAAAGGAAGCCUCUGUCUCUGUCUCUCCCUCACUCUUUUUCCUUCUCUUCAUCUUUCUUUCUCCCUGAGUUUUCGUUCGGUUCAGUAACCCUAACAAUGGCAACGGAGCCUCGACCCGUCGACCCCAACAUUUGGAAGGCCUGCGCGGGAACCUCCGUGCGAAUCCCCGCUGUCCAUUCCAGUGUAUACUACUUUCCCCAAGGCCACGCCGAGCAGUGCUCCUUUCCUCCCGUCCUUUCCCCCCUCGCCUCCUCCAAACCCCUGAUCCUCUGCCGAGUCCUCGCCGUCCGCUUCCUCGCCAACCACGAUACCGACGAGGUCUACGUCAAGAUCCACUUGGAGCCUGUCCGUCAACUUCCCGGUCAUAGCUGGAAUUCUGAACCGCUCUCUGCAAGAAACCUCAUGGAAAACGAUGGAGGCGGAGAGGAUGACAAAAGUAUGGUGUCGUUUGCGAAGGUCUUGACGCCUAGCGACGCCAACAAUGGCGGUGGAUUCUCGGUGCCGCGGUUCUGCGCCGACUCGAUCUUUCCGCCGUUGAAUUUCCAGGCGGACCCGCCCGUCCAGACAAUAUCCGUGACGGACGUUCACGGCGUCGUUUGGAAUUUCCGGCAUAUCUAUCGCGGGACGCCUCGCCGGCACUUGCUCACGACUGGCUGGAGCAAGUUUGUCAACCACAAGAAGCUAAUUGCCGGCGAUUCGGUGGUGUUCAUAAAGAACAAGACUGGGAAGCUCUUUGUGGGUGUACGCCGGGCCAUGCGGUCCAGCGGGACUGGUGACCUCUCGAGGUGGAGCUGCGGGAUUGGCGGGGUUAGGGUGAAGGUGGAUGAGGAAAAUGCGAAGAGGGAGGGUUUUUCUAGGAAUGGAAAAGGUAGGGUUUCGCCGGAGAUGGUGGCAGAGGCGACAGAGUUGGCGGCUCAAGAUAUGCCGUUUGAGGUUGUGUAUUAUCCGAGGGCAGGUGCUUCGGACUUUGUGGUGAGAGCGGAGGUGGUGGACUCUUCUUUGAAUGUGUAUUGGAGGACUGGUACGAGGGUUAAGAUGGCAAUGGAGACAGAGGAUUCCUCGAGAAUGACGUGGUUUCAGGGAACGGUUUCUUCCGCUGCUAUUCCUGAUAAUGGGCCAUGGCGAGGCUCCCCAUGGCGCAUGCUUCAGGUCACCUGGGAUGAACCUGAAGUUCUGCAGAAUGUAAAGAGAGUGUGCCCUUGGCAAGUUGAAUAUGUCGCACCCGCACCUCCAUUUAAUACUGCAUUCCCCCCCACAAAGAAAUUCAGAGCUCCUCAGACACCUGGGAUGUUGAAUGAUGGAGAGAGAGAGCUCUUCUUUCCUAUGGCAGGCUUAACUAAUUCAACAGUGGACAAGUUCAACCCCUCAUUGUUGAAUUAUGACACUUUUCCUGCUGGCAUGCAGGGAGCCAGGCAAGAUCUAUUCCGUGUAACCAGUUUACACAACUUCUUAAGUGAAGACACACAUCAGAUGUGCACUGAGAAUUUUUUUGGCAAGAUGUCGCCAAAGGCGAAAAUUGUGUCUACAGAGCUGAAUAUUGGCAGUUCUCAUUCUGACAACCUAUCUCCAGAUAGCCCCAGCAGUGUGCAUUCUUCUGGCAUGGAGAUAGUUGAGAACCGUGUUUGCAACUCCUCAAUGAGGGUUGCUUCUAGUUCAUUUCAGUUAUUUGGUAAGAUCAUUCAUAUGAAACAGUCUGAUGAAAGUGGGUUUGAUGAUGUUGGUUGCCCGGUAGAGGACAGCAGCAAGACUGUUGAUGUUAUGAAACAACGAGAACUUUCGACAUACCCUUACAUGAAACUGUUUGACAGGAUUGAUGUACAGUGCCAAUCAGCGUCAUCUGCUGUUGAAGCAUGUUCGUUGUGAAUGAAUGGUUGUUUUUGUUCUGCAGAUUAGAAGCUGUACAGGUAGGUAAGGCAGGCAGGAAGCUGACUCUUAAUCUGACUAGCGGGUAGUAAAUAGGUUAUGCAUCUCUCUUUUAGUUUCCCAUAUUGGACGGAUUUGCAACGGUUGUGAACUUGUUUUUCAAUAUUCAAAUUAAGUUGUAGGUGUUCAUUUUGAAUUUCAAAUAAAACUCUUUGGAUUAUUUUA
This is a messenger RNA of Malania oleifera, 2304 nucleotides long. Its product is annotated as auxin response factor 17. The coding region runs from base 313 to 2079 and encodes 588 amino acids. Gene Ontology annotation, cellular component: nucleus. The record is from RefSeq and is a predicted model, not a curated record. The transcript is spliced from 3 exons. Gene Ontology annotation, biological process: regulation of DNA-templated transcription; response to hormone. Lineage: Eukaryota; Viridiplantae; Streptophyta; Magnoliopsida; Santalales; Ximeniaceae. Gene Ontology annotation, molecular function: DNA binding.